UUUCCUCGCCUUCCUGCCGAGCUGCGGCUUAGGAUCUGGUACCUGUCCCUCAAGCGCCAGCGUAUGAUCAAGGUGGCCGUUUGGACCGAAUGGACAGAGGAUUGGGCCAAGUCAAGCGAUCAGUCGAAGUCUCGCUACUUCAUGGCUCGUAACCAUCUGGGGAAGCUCGUCAGCGGCGGCAGCUACUCUACCCAGAUUCUGCACCCUAACCGCCCAGCCUUGUUCAGCCCACUGCUCUGGGUCACCUGCGAGUCGAGGCAGGCUGCGCUAGGGUUUUACCGCGUCCAUCUUCCCACGUCCAUUCAAGGUCGUUCCUCUUGUGGGAACAAGACGGAGGAGCUUGUGCUCUACUUCAACCCGGAGCACGAUAUCGUGGAUAUCGAGGAUUGGUCCUUGUCGGGAGCAGGCUUGGUAGACUUCCUCCAUGACGCUAGGGCGUACGAUCGCAAGGGCCGAGGCGUUACUCACCUUGCUCUUGAUAUGUAUGGCACGUGCCCGGGACAUUCACGGCUACCAAGCCCCACGACGAUCCACCCCGUAGCAGCCGUGUCCUUCGCCGAGAUACUGCAGUACACCCUCCGAACAGUCCUGCAGCCCGUCCCAUGCAACGGCCCCUUCAGGAUCCAGCCCACGGUCGAUGGCGACAAAUCUCACUUUGCCCAGACCAUGCCUCUCCACGCCAAUCAACGGUGGGACCGUUUCGGCACCGGCAACAUCCGCUGGCUUGAGACCGAUCCGCGGUGGGGAGUCGAGCACGACCUCGGCGCCGUGAGUUUCCGGAGAAACCCGCUCACUUGCCUCUGGAGCUGGGAAGAUAUGGAGAGGGCAUUCGGGAUUGCCGAGCGGGUGCCGGACGACAAGUUCCGUUUCUACCUCUGUCCGUACAUCCACUGGCCUGCUCCGCAGUCAUACUACGAUGCAGUCCACGACAAAUCUACGGUGCUGCCCCCGAGGCAGAACAACCCCUUCUUGAAAUCCCCGUGGCGGGAGAAAUUGGCGGCUUACCUGCACGUGGAACAAGAGCACUGGCUGCGUCGUACCCGCCAGGAAGAGAUCCCGAGACACGGGUCGCUAGUCGACGCCGAAACGUUCCAGCGCAUGGAGAGCGUCCCGAGCACGGCCCUGGGCAUGUGGCUUUGUUCACCCGAGGCCUUCGGCAAUUCGGAUAACCCUGCCGGGAAAGUCUUUGACCUCUCGGCAUCUCGCCCGGGCCUGCUG
This is a messenger RNA of Chaetomium strumarium, 1218 nucleotides long. RefSeq lists its product as uncharacterized. Lineage: Eukaryota; Fungi; Ascomycota; Sordariomycetes; Sordariales; Chaetomiaceae. The record is from RefSeq and is a predicted model, not a curated record. The transcript is spliced from 2 exons. The annotation marks the transcript as partial.